GGGCGUUUCCCUUGGCCACAGUGCUUCUGGCAUGCUGCGGGCCGGGAUGUGGCAGCGGGCUUUUCGAGGGGCUUCAGCCGGUGUCCUGGGUUGGUUGCGCUACCGCCUGCCGCACCUGUGCUGGAAUGGAUGCACAAAGCAGCGCAACACUCGGGCCCUCGUCCGCGGGCUACGGUACAGUAACAGGCCUGGGAAGACGGGCAGACUCCUGGCAGCGCUCACCGGGGCCUUCUUAUGGGAUGAGGAGCGAGUUCGAGAAGAGGAGAUCAUAAGGCCAGCCGAGGACAUGAAGCGCAUGAGGCCGGGGGCUGAUACGAUCCGGGGACAGACUUCUACCGACACUGAAGACCAGGGAUGGGAACUGGUUGUGGACAAAAAGGAUUUCAAACUGUGGAGGCGCCCAAUUGAAGGGACACACCUGUACCAGUACAGAGUGUUUGGGUCAUACAGAGACGUCACCCCUCGUCAGUUCUUUAACGUUCAGCUGGAUACAGAAUACCGUAAGAAAUGGGAUGCACUGGUUAUUAAACUGGAUGUCAUUGAGCGAGAUGGAGAGUCUGGAUCAGAAAUCAUUCACUGGGUUACUCACUUUCCUUACCCCAUGUAUUCACGGGAUUACGUCUAUGUAAGGAAAUAUCACGUCGAUCAGGAAAACAACCUUAUGGUAUUAGUGUCUCGAGCGGUGCAACAUCCCUCCAUUCCGGAAUCUCCAGAUUAUGUCCGAGUGCGCAAUUACCAGUCCCAGAUGGUUAUCCAGCCUCACACGUCUUUUGAUGAGAAUGGUUUUGAUUACUUGCUGACUUACAGCGACAACCCUCAGACUGUAUUCCCACGCUACUGUGUCAACUGGAUGGUGUCCAGUGGAAUGCCGGAUUUCCUGGACAAAUUACAUAUGGCAACUGUGCAGGCUAAGAACCAGGAGAUUAAAGUGAGAGAUUACAUCUCCUUCCGCCCCCAGGAUUGUGGCAGCGAGAGCAGAGCCAGCCCGGAAAGGAAGAACGCCGCUGCCCAUCCUGCACCACACAUGGAAUAUGCCUAAUGCCGCCAGAGGAAUAUUCCUUUAUUUCAUUGUCUGGGGCUUGGACUGAAUAUGGCACUGGCUAUACCAACGGCCAACUGAAACUGGAACAUUGUUGAACACCAUCCAAGGCACUCGUUCACCUUUUGGCUUUAUAAUUACAUUUUGCACUGUGAACAAGGACAGCUUGGGGGGUAGGGUUGCCACCUUUUCUGGAAAAAAAAUCUGGCCUUCCUAUAUUCUUGCCAUUUUUUUAAUAACAUUGGCAUCAAGCUUAAUUUUUACACGCCAAGCCGGUAAAAUACCGACCAGAUGGCAACCCUAUUGGUGGGGGAGGUCAUGAAGUAGAGUCCUGCGCGGAACCAAUUUGUUAAACCCGACCCGUAACCGCGUUCUUACCCGCUUGGACCCGCAAGUACCUUAUACGCGACCCACUGACCAUCAAGAAUCAGGAAGUGCUGUCAUUGUAAACCGGAAGUGACAUCAUCGGAAGUAGGCAUGAUCAGAAAAAAAGAGUAAAACUUGCUAUUGAGAAGACUCGCAGAACCGCCGACCCACGUCUAUACCCGCAACCCACAGGUUACCUGCUUUUUGCGGGUACCCGACCUGCUGCAGGACUCUUGCUUGAAGAGUUAGUUAGUAGUACAGGCUGCCUUUUUUUUGGGUAUCUCUUUCAGUUGGCAGUUGUAUUGGUGUUAACAGAUGUAUUGGUCACUGUUUCUAUUCUAGGUUUUACUUGUCUCUGCCUAUGCAGACUAUAACCUCACUAUGGGCCCUGUCAGCACACCUGUUAUAACUGAAUAAUAGCAGCAGAUUCUGGAAGACAAGCAGGGAGCAUGUAUGAUCAUAUCUUCUCUGAGGGCCCUGGGAAGUGCCUUAAAUCUGGGUCCCAGCUUAACCUGCUUGCAUGAAGGAGUCUGUGCUUUAGGGCAAGACCUUGGAUUGGAUGUUUGACUCAAAGACUUUGCUCUUGAAUGCAUAAAUAGGAAAACUGCCUUUUUUAUGGAUAUUAUUGUGCACAAAGAAAUGAUUGUACAAAGUCCCGGGAGAUUAGAAUCAUUGACGUUUCAGCUGUUUGCGAGCUUUAUAGGGAAUGGUUUAUGUACGCUCUUGUGAUCAGAGAGCGCCAUUUAGUUGAUCUGUACUUGGGGUGUGGGGACAGGGAUCUGCACUUCUGUAUAACAACUGAAAUACCAAGGGCUAAUUAACUCUCAAGCCAUUAGCUGCAUAACAUUUCAUAGAGGGUGCAAACAGCAUGCGCUUCACUACAAUACGCUUAGCUGUGAAUCAUUUAAAAAGGGUGAGGGGGGGUGUUGUUUAUCGGCGCAAUACCUUGAGGAACAGAAAAGUACAGUAUGUGUUGUACUAAAGGAGGCUGCCUCCUCCAGCAAAAUUCUUCGGAGGGGGAACAUGCUUUAAAAUCCCACCUACGCUAAAAGCCAUGUACAAACCCGCCACUUGCAAAUCCCUCACCUGUACAGGGAAAAAAAAAUGAAUCAUCGUAUUCAUGGAAUGCACGAAACGAUUGCUUAAAGGUGCAAUUUUACCCCCAAAAAGCAUUUUGAGAGCAAAAUUAUAAAUCUAGGAAAUCACAGCACUUAGAAAUGCUGCUUUUAGUUUUUUUUUUUCUUUCCCUCUUGGUUUGUAUUUCUUGGCUUGUAUUGUAAAUGAUUCCUCUGAACGGGAGAGCCAAUUAUUGCCUGUAAUGACUCCUAAUGGACCAACCUGUUUCCUAGUUUUUUGUGUGAGUGUUGGAGCAGUCUCCCAGUUCUCUGUCCUGCCCUCCAUUACCCAGAAGUAUAACUCCUGUUACUGGAAUGGUCAGAAAAUGAAGGGGUUGGGGGGCACAGAUUGGAGACACUUGGAUUAAAGGAGUGGUUCGACUUUAAAUUCACUUUUAGCAUGUUCUACAAUGUCCUAGUCGUAGCAACUUUGCCAUUGGUCUUCUUGAUUAUUAUUUUUUCUCUUCUGCCUUUUUUCAGCUUUGAAAUGGGGGUCAGUAACCCCAGCAGCAAACUGUUGCUCUGUGAGGCUUCAAUUGUGUUGUUCCUUUUUAUAUUACUCUUUCUUCCUUAUUCCCUCACUCUUGUAUUCAUAUUAAAUUCUUUCAUUCAAACCUCUGCCUUGUUGCUAGGGUACAUUAGACCCCAGCAACCAAAUAGCUGCUCAAAUGCCAAACAGGAGAGCUGCUGAAUUAAAAGCUAAAUAACAGAAACAAAUCAAGACCAAUUGCAAAUUAUCUCAAAAUACUAAUGUCUACAUCAUACUUAUAGUAAAUGUAAAGGUGAACUAUCAUUGUAGGUAGCAGUGAGGUGUGUUUGCUUUGUUCAAAGUUGAACUAAACGCUGGAAUAAAACUAGGGAUGCACCAAAGUCAGGAUUCUGCCUUUUUCAGCAGGAUUCGGAUUCAGCGAAAUCUUCUGCCCGGCUGAACCAAAUCCGAAUCCUAAUUUGCAUAUGCAAAUUAGGGGCAGGGAAUUCACAUGACUUGUCACAAAACAAGGAAGUAAAAAUGUUUUCCCUUUCCCACCCCUAAUUUGCAUAUGCAAAUUCAGAUUCAGUAUUUGCCCGAUUUUUCACAAAGGAUUCAGGGGUUCGGCCAAAUCCAAAACGGUUCAUCCCUAAAUAAAACUAAAAUAUAUAUGCCCCAAGUGACACUCUCCAUAGGAAAUCCUCCCCAUGGAGUCUGAGCUCUGGAGAGACGGAGCAAUGUUCCCAAGCUCUGCUGUUGUGGCCUCCCCAGACCCAGAAAUACAGUGUCCCUCUCAGAAGUAGCACUGAUCAUUGACAGGAACAUGGUACUGCCUAAUAGGGGUGGUGGUUCAUAGCACCGGUCAAUACAGCUCUGGGCCUAAAGGGCUGGUUCACCUUUAAGUUAACUUUUUGUAUGUUAGAAUUAAUUUUAAACAACUUUUCAGUUGGCCUUCAUUUUUUCUUUUUUUUUAUAGUUUUUUGAAUUAUUUGCCUUCUGACUCUGAAAAAACAAAUGCUCUGUAUGGCUACACCUUUAGGGGCAGAUUUAUCAAAGGUCGAGGUGACUUUUCGAAUGAAAAAAAUUCGAAUUUCAAGCUAUUUUUUGUGUACUAGGGAAUAGUCCAAAUUCGAUUCGAAUUUGAAAAAAAAUUAGAAUAUUGAACUUCGACUUGGUCUUUUUGAAUUCGAAUUUCAAAGUUUUUCAAUUCGAAACUUGACCCUUGAUAAAUAUGCCCCUUUUUAUUACUCAUCUUUCUAUUCAAGCCUCUGCUAUUCAUAUUCCAGUCUCUUAUUCAAAUCGAUGCAUGGUUGCUAGCGGAAUUUGGAUCCUACAAGACAGAUUGCUGAAAUUGCAAACUGGAGAAUUACUGAAUAAAAAGUUAAAUAACUCAAAAACCACAGUUAAUGAAAAAUGAAAACCAAUUGCAAAUUGUCUCAGAAUAUCACUCUCUGCAUCCUACUAAAAGUUAAUUUAAAGAUGAACAACCGCUUUAACUCAUGCUGCUCCAUCUCACACAGUUUAGCCAAUAGGAACAGUAGACAAGGAUUCCUUAGCAAAUAUCAAAAUCACAGAAAGGGUGCAGCAGCUGGCAGAAUGUUCAAUAAAUGGGGGCAAUUCAUUUGGCUGGGCGAUUAAGGGAAGAGCACAGGUAAGGGCAGAGACACACGUGGAGAUUCGGUGGAGAUUAGUUGCCUCACGAGGAAACUUCGGGCGACUUCGGAAAACAAAUCGCUCCGAGUGCCAUCCCGCCGGCGAUUUGGAUUCUAGCCGGGGGGAAGGCCCUAAUGGGUUUAAUUCACUUAAUGCAUUUUAUUUAGUCGUUGAUUGGGUGGGGAGGAGUUCCAUUUCAUUAUCACCAGUUUUCUGACAUAGACUUAUGGCCUUGAUUGAGAGACAAACAUUGGGAGGAAAAUAGUAGGAAACUAGUUAAAAAAAAAAAAA
Messenger RNA from Xenopus laevis (African clawed frog), 4933 nucleotides. It is a transcript of the gene stard7.L, whose product is annotated as StAR related lipid transfer domain containing 7 L homeolog. The record is from RefSeq and is marked provisional. Gene Ontology annotation, molecular function: molecular carrier activity; lipid binding. Lineage: Eukaryota; Metazoa; Chordata; Amphibia; Anura; Pipidae. Gene Ontology annotation, cellular component: mitochondrial intermembrane space; mitochondrial outer membrane; cytosol. Gene Ontology annotation, biological process: mitochondrial membrane organization; intermembrane phospholipid transfer; regulation of cellular respiration.